Molecule: messenger RNA, 1647 nt
Organism: Amborella trichopoda
Lineage: Eukaryota; Viridiplantae; Streptophyta; Magnoliopsida; Amborellales; Amborellaceae
Product: tRNA-splicing endonuclease subunit
Biological process (GO): tRNA-type intron splice site recognition and cleavage
Cellular component (GO): tRNA-intron endonuclease complex
Source: RefSeq, a predicted model, not a curated record
GUUUAGACUUUAGAGCCUCGGCCUUAAAGAAACCACACCCUUCAAUAAUAGCCUCUAUUUAACCCGAAAACACGGACUUCUAACAUUAUAAUUUGUGGAUUCACUAUUCAAAUAAAAAUUCGAAGCGCUUAGAUCUCCUAAUCCAAAGUGAAAAACCCUAAGGUGGCUUUUAAGAUGAUUUUGCUGCAAAAGGAUUGGCGAAGGGGGAAUAAUAAACAGUUUAACUCUGAUUGAUCAAGAAGAUCGGGAAUUUGAAACCGCAGAACCGCAGUCAAGGAUUGAGCAGGUCUCCUUUUGAACGUAACUGGCUUCUGCGACCUCCCACUCUUUGCUUGCCAAGAUUGAAGGUGAGAAAGUUGGAUUUUGAAGGGGAGGUGACUUCAUAUCAUUGGAGAAUCUGUUCUUCUUCACUAAGACCUUUCCAAGAAGCUGUAUAUUUCAUUUUUGUAACGGUGAUAAACUUAACAUCGUGGUUGGCUUUCUCCUGCUAUGGAAGUGAUCAAUUGGGCAGAUUCUGAUGAAACAAUUGAUUCAAACUUCUGCAUCAAGGAAUUAAACGAUGAGGAGAAUCUAUACAUGUCUGGUUCCAUCCCAAGGUUGCAAUUUAGAAAAGAGGCAUCCAUUGCUCGAUGGGUUCAAAAGAUGGGUAUGGCAGAAGUGAUUGAAAGAAAAGGUGGGAUGUGGACGACAACAGGGAUAGUUCGUCAAGGCAAACUCUAUUGUUUAAUCGAAGAGGCCUUAUUCUUGGUAGAAAGAGGGGCUUUAAUUCUCUUAAAUGGUGAUACUGAUACUGCUUUAGGGUUGAAAGAGAUAUACGGUUUGGUUCAAGAGAGAACUUAUGGCUCUUCAUGGGAGUGUUUUGAGGCUUACAGGCAUCUGAAGUCACUUGGCUAUGUAGUGGGCCGUCAUAAUCUUCCUUGGACAUUGAAAAGUGAGAAGAUUUCCACUCCUGAGUCUUUCAGAGAGGAACCAAAGGAUAGAUUAAAAGAGGGUGUUUCUCUCUCUAAAAAGAUUGAAGCCAUGAAUUUCUCUGACCGUGAGAAACCCCAUAAUUUCUCUUGCAUUGUGAUGAGUGAGAAAUGUUGCUCUUCCGAGCAUGUUGGAGUUGCAGAGAACUGUGAGCAAUCAAACAAUGAAUUGGGUAAGGGUGUUUCACUCUCUAAAAUGAUUGAAGACAUGAUAAUCUGUGCAAAAUCGGAGCCGAUAUUUGAUGUGUAUCUCCCAGACAGGCGGUUCCGAAAAUCUGCUCCGGUCAAUCCCAGUUUUGUGCUCUGCGCCGGAGGGGAAGAACCUCCAAUUAAAGCUGCAGUCAAAAGGCUAAGCGAGGCAUGUGGAGAAAUUCCCCUCAAGUUUUUUCAAUCCGAGUCAGGUCGACUGAGUUUCUUUGAAUUUGAGAAAGUAGAGUUGCCUCUCUUGCCGUGAUAAGUAUUUCAGCAAUUUUAAACAUAUUCUUUGUUUUGAGUUUUUCAUGUUAUAUUUUGCUCUUGCUGCCAAAGAUCGCAUUGGAUUUAAGUCUGCAGUAUUUGUAAAAAUAUAGAAUUCUUUUCUGCACAUCUUUUGCAUUUCAACUCUUUUGCGUAAUUACUUAUUAUCAAAACAUGUUAAAAGAUGAGCAGUGGAAAGUUAAUAGAAGCCUAUUGUGGAUGA